CUACGCCCAUUACAUCUCGCCGUUCAUUGGUCAGUGUUUCCACACCCUCUCACGUGACUUUGUUUACAGCAGACUUCCAUUUUGCUCUUGCCUCUGGAAUGACUUCGAUCGUUAUGCUCCCUAGGGUGGAAGCGAUGUACUAGAUUCACAGUCAUUCAUAUCGUCAUUCAUUUGUUCUCAAUCUUAGCAGACGUAUUUUCUGUAUGUAAAUACAAGCCUCUACAUACAAUUGUGAGAUUAUUUAACUCACAAACAUGAAAUGUUUGAUUUGUUUUAUAACCAUAAUUUUAUUUUAAUCAUUGGUAUUCCAGUGUGACGAGCUAACCUCAGAUUGUAUUUCUUCAAUGUUUUUAUUAUAUGUCUAUGUUAAAUGCUCUUGUUAAAAUUGCAUGAGGUUAAUUCAAUGACUUCUCUGGCGAUGAUGAAGUUGUCAUCACAACAUAGAGCUUUAUAUUGCUAUUUAAUUUUAAGUGUUUGGAUUUUUCUUUUAGUAGCAGGCAUGUACAAAUAUAUCGGGAAUGAAGAUCCAGUUUCUGCCAUGAAACGUACUAGUAAUGAUACACCAAUGAGAAGCUUUUCCAAAUAUUUGAAACCUGAUAUAAAAAUGCGGAGAAUAUUUAGGUUAUGUAAUCCGCCAGAAGAAAUAACUAUUGGAAGCGAAGGUCAGGUCCAUGGUAACUACUCGCUGGAAGGCGUCUUCGUUUUCUUGAGGCAUGGCGACAGGGGGCCCCUGUCGCACAUCAGAAACAUAUCCAACGUCAAUUGUGCCGGGGACUUCGCAAAUCCUGAGAACUUCGAUUCGGACCUCAACUUUCAUUCCUACGAGUAUUUCCUACAGAAUUUGUCAUUUUCCAGCAAGGCUCCUAAUUUCCUGCCUCAGUUCCUGGGGCCUUUCCACGGAUUCCCACUGGUCCCGCCGGCCACCGGGGAGUGUCAGCUCGCACAGCUCACCCCCGUCGGCAUCGCGCAGCUCCUGAAGACGGGGAAGGUACUUCGCUCGGCCUACGGGGAGAAGCUAGGUACGUCGAACGGCUCGUUCGCGAGCGAAGACAUAGUGGUGUACAGCACUCGCUACCGGCGGACGUUCCAGAGCGUCGUCGCGUUCCUCUACUCCUUCCUGUCUCCGGAGAGCCUGCAGAGGAUCGUGCUGCGCGAGAGCCAGAGCCUGGCCUUCUGCUUCGACGACUGUGCCUGCCCGGCCGCCGAGAAGUACCGCAGGAGGUUCCAACUGGAGAGCGCGCGGCACUUCCGGUCGCACCCCGCGGUGGUGAAGCUGGUCGGCGACGCGGCGGCGGUGGUGUUCGAGAUGCCGGACAAGGCGCUCUCCUCGGACCCGCACGCUCUCAGGGACGCGUUGCUGGCGUACGUGUGCCACGGCGCACAGCUGCCGUGCGCGGAGCCGCGCGCCGGGGCCCGGGAGGCGUGCGUGCGGCCCGAGCACGUGACGGGGCUGCUGGCCUACACGGAGUGGGAGGCGCGGCAGCACGCCAGGAGCGGCAGCCUGAGGCGCUGGUGCCUGCUGAGGGCGUACGGCCUGCUGCGCGACGUGGUGUCUCACGUGCUGCGCCUGGUGUCGGAGCGGCGGCCGCGCCUGGUGGUCUACUCGGGCCACGACAAGACGCUGCAGUACCUGGCCACGGCGCUGGGGCUGGCGUCGGAGGCCACCGCCGCGCCGCACUACGCCGCGCGCCUGGUGCUGGAGGUGUACAAGGGCCGCGAGCAGCGUCCCACGUCGCGCCGACCGGAGGGGGGCCCCGCGGCCCGCGACUUCUACUUCCGGCUGCUGUUCGACGGCCUGGACCUCACCGACCGUGUGCAGUUCUGCAAGGGGAGCGGCAGCAUCUUGGUGAAGCCGGCGCGCAAGCUGAACGCCACGCACACGGGCAACCUGUCUGCACCGGUGCUCAGGAAGAUGUCUGCCACCUACCUCUGUCCCAUAGAGUCCAUCGUACGCUUCCUGCACGACGACUACUUCGGCAGCUUCAACGCAACCAACUUCAAGGACGCUUGUGCCACCAGAUCAUAGAAACUUUGAAUUACUUUUAUACUUAUAUUCAUUUACUAUUGUACCUUACAUGGCACAAAACUCAUUAUUCAAAAAAAUUUAUCUCGGGUUAUGUUUAUGAGAAAAGGAACUUAGAACGAAAGCAAUUUUAGAACUAAAGUUUAUCAACUAUACAUUUUUUAAGAAUCAUUUAAAUUCCCAGCAUUGUUAAGUACUGCAAAAAAAUAUACUAUAUAUUUUAUUGGGAUGGGCAAAGAUGUGAUUGCUUACAUAUAUAUGUAUGUAUAUGUGUAUUUAUAUAUUUUUUUUCUCAUUCUUUUAUUAUUGUUGUUCGGUUAGCAUGUAUUUUUUUGAAAAUGUAUAUUAAUUUUGACAGUUUUCUCUUGAACAGAUAGCAAAAUUAAUAGUAUGUGAAUGCAUUGUCACAUUUGUUUGUAGAAUCUUUAUAGGGAAAAAAGUUGUGAUGACAUUAUCUCGUGUGUAGCAAAGCACAAAAUUUCCUUCGUCUCAAAUGCCAGUUUCUGUAUGCGUUCCAUUUAAUCAUUUUAAGUGAUGUUGUUUGGAGGAACCGCUACAACUGUUGUGCCUCAGUGCACCAAUGGCUAAGUUACAUGAAUUUGCCGAGUUCUUGAUAACUGUUUUUUUUUUUUAAUUUUUUAAUUUAUUGACAGAAUGACAAAAUACAUUUAUUAUGUAUCAAUUUUUUUAAGUACUGUAAGAGACAUGUAGUUUACUUAAAGACUGCAGAGUUCUGUUAUUAGAACAGACAUUCCUUUUACUGAGUAAAUUAUUUCCUUUAAUGUAUAAUAAUGGUGGCUCAUGUGCAGACCAGCAGCUAUAAAUAAAUAUUUUUAUUAUUUGGCUGUACAUUAGUUAUUAGUCAGCCUUCUAGGCAAAUAUUACGUUGGAUAUUCUCAAGAAGUGCAUCACAGAUUGAUUAUUGACAAUUGCCGUAGUAGAAGCUGGUCCAUGUUACCUUGUGUGUCCAGAGGUUCUGUACGACAUGCAGGGUUGCCAGCUGUCAUUUAAGGGACAUUUCUGUAACUUUGUCUCGAUAGUGUCCUUGCAUUUCUGUUUUGUCCCAAAUGCAUAACACUGUCAUUGUCAAGCUGUUAAAUGGCAGGUAAGGUACUGCUUGGGAACGGGUAGAUCUAGACUUGAUUCUCCCGGGAAAAAUGGCAGUUUGCGCUACCCCCACCCCCGUACAAUAAAAAACAUAAUUUGUUUGUUUUCAAUCUGUGUACUUUAUAUGUAAAAUUUAAGUUAAAUUUUAUCAAACCCAAUGUAUUUUCGAGUGUUUUAAGAGCACAUAUAAUUUUUUACAGUCUCUAUUUGAGUUUGCCCCACAAUCUCAUUAGGAACAGAGAAAUGAAGAUCACCACUGAAUACAUGAUACUGAUAAUGAGUAAAUUCAAUAUUUUUUUUUCUAUUCUCCUUUUAUUCCACACUUUUUGUAUUAUGAAGAGAGACUUUCUCUUGUCAUCCUGCUUGGGAAAUACCUACAAAACAUAAAAUGUAAAAGAUCUUCACAGCCUUAAUUAAAUGGAGGUAGCCCUCUUUUUAUUAUGGUGAGUCAGACGGAUACUGUCACAUAGUUCCCCUUUCAAAGUCCGUAGCCGUAACGUAUUGCAAACUAACUUCAGUUAAUGUCUUCCCCUGAGCUUCAACCGGAGGCUGCACGGGAAACAUUAAUGGGGGUUCUGCGUACCAUGUAUACAUAAUGUAAUAUAGUUUCAUCUGUGAUAAUGUUAUUUAGAAUAGGUAUAUUACUCAUGUGUUCGUCAGGUUUCACAACUAGUCAAGAUGAAUUUUUCAGUGUUCCUUCAAUAUUAUUGUUGUGUUGUACCUUAAAAAAUGUGUCAAGAGAAUUUCAUUGAGAGUGCCAGGUUUAUUUAUUAUAAAAGUUACUGUAUUUGUUUAUUUUCUUGUAGGUUAGGUGUAGUUAAUACUCUCAGGUGCACAUCAUCCAAACUUUGCUGAAGUGGUGUUACUUUUUGUUAAGUGCCAAGUAUAUUUAGGUUGUGUGUUGUGUCUUGUCUCUGAACAGAUCCACUUCAGGCCAUUGCAUAUAGGCUUUUUUGUUGUGUAUUUAGCCAAAGGCUUCUUUUAAAGCUAAGAUUUAACAAGUUUUUUUAUUUAUUUGCUUGCUACUGGAAAUAUCAAAUAUGCUGGUGCACGCUUAUUCCUUGUGUGUGAGUUACUGGGUUCUUGUAGCUCUUGCUGGUGUAGAAACUGCUGUUCACAAACCAAGUGGUCCUUUGCCCUUCAGAGUUCCAGAUAAUGAAGUCUGUAACAUAUGCUUAUAGUUUUUCCUUGUUGACUUAAAUACAAGUUACCCAAUUUUUAUGAA
Molecule: messenger RNA, 4355 nt
Organism: Bacillus rossius redtenbacheri
Lineage: Eukaryota; Metazoa; Arthropoda; Insecta; Phasmatodea; Bacillidae
Product: 2-phosphoxylose phosphatase 1
Exons: 3
Coding region: 371-2026 (551 amino acids)
Biological process (GO): dephosphorylation; glycosaminoglycan biosynthetic process; chondroitin sulfate proteoglycan biosynthetic process
Cellular component (GO): Golgi apparatus
Molecular function (GO): phosphatase activity
Source: RefSeq, a predicted model, not a curated record